Messenger RNA from Astrephomene gubernaculifera, 519 nucleotides. The record is from the annotation of a GenBank genome assembly. NCBI's taxonomy places the organism in Eukaryota, Viridiplantae, Chlorophyta, Chlorophyceae, Chlamydomonadales, Astrephomenaceae.
GCUUUGGACCCGCGGUUACCUUGGUGGGAGGUGGCGGUGGCGGUGGCGGCAAUCCAACCGCUACCGGCAGCACCAUCAGCACUGUCCUGCAGGUCCGGCGACUGCUGUUGGAUGCCGCAGCCGCCCGCUCCGCAGCCCGUGUCAACACCGCCGCUGCCGCCACCACUGCCGCCCCUUCCUACGUCGCCCUUCAGCGGGCCGCGCGAGCCGCCCAGGCCGCCACCCAGUUCGCCGCCGCGGAGGCUGCCGUAAGGGCGGGGUGCCCGGAUACGGCAGAGGAGGCGCUGCCGCCACUGCCGCCUCCGCCUCCGCAGCAGUCCGCCCAGCCUGCUCCCUCCCUUGCUGACGUCACCACCAGUACGGCAGAAGCCCGGCAGCAGCUGCGGCUCUUCCGGGCGCAUGUGGCCACGCUGGAGGCUCAGGCGGCUGCGGAGGCGGGGGAUGCAGGUGUGUACGACAGGGUUUCGGAGUUGCUGAGCUGCAUGCGUCCGUGGCACCGGGCGGUGGUGGGAAGGCGGG